CUUGAGUUUUCUCUCCACUUCUUCACGUAAUUUUUAUAAUUUUUUAUUUUCUUUUAUUCUGUUUACGCCCCAACUCUUUUUAAUACUAACGUAGUAAUAUUUCAUGUUGAUAUACCUCGCCAUCAUUAUCGUCACUACUACAUAUUGUUUUGAUUCUCAUACCACAUUCGCUUCUACUUUUCUGCCCGUGAACGUUGAAUACCCCAGCGAAGGGUUGAAAAUAUUAGUAGGCCCAAGAGCUGUAAGCGAGCAAGGGACUUUUUUUUGUCGGGUUCCAAGAUUGCUAGAAGAACGAUGCAAAUUGCUGUAGCCUAGUGCUAAAGCCUAGAUUCGGUAACAUCAUAAUCAUCAAGCACCGAACGACGCACUGCCACACACAUAGAGCAACUCAUCCCCGAAAUCCGACAUUCGAUCUUCUUUUACAAAUCCAAAUCCAAAAUUCAGAUCAAGAUCAUAAUCCAAUUAUCUUAUUAUUUUCCAACGGUUCAACCAUUCAUUUACUUGUAUCUAUAUCGGUUCUUUUCUUAGAUACGCAUCCUUCUAACCUAGGCAGAUCUGAUUUGUCCCACCUUAUCGCGCGUGUCCGCUCAAUUGCAGAGGUUGGUCAACUGGUUCGGCAAGACUGCCCGUCGACACUUUUUAGCACGAUGCGGCCUUAGUUGGUCCUGGAUCUUUCUUCCGCGUUCAGCCCUAGACAAUUGGACGAUAGCAAUAUUGGUGCUACCCGCCGAAAACGAACGAUGCUAAAUCAUACCUGGAGCUUCCUCUCCGGUAUUCCUACAUCCUAUUCGAGAUAUGCCGAUGUCGAGCUUGGUGGGAAUCAAUAUGUGUAUACGGAGGACAAGGCCUCGCAAGACAAGAUGAUAUCGUCGUCCACUUCUGCCCCGGCUAGACGACGACCUGGUGCCAACCCCUCGUCCCUCGUCAAUAUCUUGCUAGGCUCCUUGGCAGCGUGCACCUGGAUCCGUACCGCCUCCGCUGUGAGAAUACCCCAGUUCUCCAACUGUUUACCAGACAGUUAUAUAUAUUCCAACCAGGCGCCAGACGAAGUCCAGCUUCAAUGGAUUCCCAUGUUCGUCGAUGCCGAAUUCGAUACUACGAAUCCAACUCACAACUUACGGGUUACGGUCUGGGGAAAUGUGACAGGUCGUGCUGGUACUGAAGCGCUGCCAGCACCAGGUGAUCCGAGUUGGAAUGACCCUACCCAGGCACUCAAUGGAAAGAUACAGAAUGUGCCUGUCCCAAAUCCAUCCAGCGGGAAACGCAAGGUGACUACCUUACACACCAAAGUCGACGUCUUGACCUACGAGCCUUACGUUUUGAACUCGAACUUCUGCGACAGCCUCUUGAACGGGUCCUGUCCACUUGGUCCCGUGUUUGAGACCAGCACCAGGAAUUUAACCUUGCCUUACGAUUUACCCUCAUUCAACUUAUCGAAUGACUUCGAAUCGACUUAUUCAUUUACGUCAUUCGCUCCAACUUUCAUAAUCUGGUAUGGUGACGAUGCGAUGACCUCGAUCGGAUGUGUUUCCACAAUUAUCACCCCGGAUCUAGGCGGAAUUGCCUGGUCUUUGAAAUUUGUCCCCCUAUUCAUUCUAAUCUUGGUUGGAUUUGCUACGGGCUUCGCGGCAAUCUUCAGUCCCUGGGGCACUAGCGAUAUCUUCCAUUGGACGUCUAACUAUGGCAGGGACCCUGAUCUCUUGCGUCUGGUUACUCCAGGAUUUGGAGAUUGUCUUCAGUACAUCCAGUUCGUUGUCUUGACCGGCAGCCUGUCCCUGGAAUAUCCUGGCUUUUUUCAGCCUGUUAUUAGUCAGGGCUCUUGGUCCGCUUUGAUGUUCAAUCAAAGCUUCGUCUCCAAGGCCGAGCCCUGGCAGAGCCUCGUUGAUGGUUUAUACAUUACUAAUAGUACGUACGGUCUAGAGAACGUUGCGCAAUUAAAUGGCAUAGGUGAAGUCCAGGAUAUUUGGGCUGGUAUGAUAGUGUGGUUGCUCAUAAUCAUCGGCGCCGUGCUUUUCCUGAUACAGGCCGGCUUCGCUUUCCGCUGGAUUCUACGCCGUAUCAACCAUGUUCCCGAGGAAGACCUUCGAGCCAAGAACAUACCCUUCGCUGUGGGUACUGUUAUCCGCCUAGUCUUCAGCUAUUUUCUGCUUCCUGUCGUAACGCUCUCCGCCUUCCAACUAGUCGUCGCUGUACGCUCUACGGGCUCUGUCGUAGGACUGGCCGUUCUCACUCUAGCCGUCGUGAUUGGGUUUGGGAUAUGGCUUAUAUACCUCAUCACGUCCACGAAGCCGAGGUCACACCUCUUUGAUGAUUUACCAACUGUGCUUUUGUACGGGCCACUUUACAAUACAUACUCGGACGAGGCAGCUGCUUUCGCACUCAUUCCCAUCAUACUUACAAUCAUAAAAGGUAUUGCAAUCGGCGCCGUACAACCAUCAGGUACGGCGCAAGUAGUCAUACUGGCUGUGUGUGAAGUGAUUCAAAUGCUCACGAUUCAUGCGUUUCGGCCUUUUCAUUCGUCUACCUCGAUGAAUGCUUACCAUGCAGGGUUCUCGGUACUUCGUUUCGUGUCUGUCAUACUUAUGGUUGCGUUCACGCCAAGCUUAGGGGUUGCAGAGGGCCAGAAAGGCUGGAUCGGUUAUGCGAUCUUGCUAAUUCACGCUUGUGUUCUUGUCUUCGGCUUCUUCCUCAAUGCAUUACAAACCAUCAUUGAGGUUAUUGCACGUCUCUUGGGUGCCGGUGGUGACGAUAUUGACGGGCAGACCAGGGGCGGGUUGUCCAAGAUCUUCGGUGCCCGUCAACUCUCGAGACGUGUAGACCGACGUGGCGGCCCAUCCCGGCAAAGCCAACUCAGUAGCACCGCCAUGUUAGGCUCCGAGACAGUAAUCAAAAGAGGAUACGGUCGCGUGAGAAGCGAGUCUGCUGGUAGUAUGGGCAUCUUCAUCAACACUAAUCAGAGAAGCUCUAGCGCUUUGGAUGCUCGAAGCCUUGAUGCGUACUCGGUCCCAUUAGGUAACGGCGGUAAUUUCACCCCGACGACAGCUACCCCUGGAGAUACCAGCACUUUCUCCUUCCUCCCGUCCCCCGGUCAAGCUACUCGCCCUCAACCCACAGCAGACCCCUACUACCGUCCCCCGCGUGCUCGCCGUACGGAUAGUGAUGAUAUGGGCUCAUCGUCACCGAAUCGGACUCGCGGGUCCUUGGGCAGUGUCGACCUGUCAAACCACCGGCUCAGCCGACCUGGGGGGAUAGCUCCGGACGGAGAUGACGAAGGCCCUUCUGCCGGGAAGAUAAAUCCUGCCCCUACUCCUGCCCCAUACAUACCAGUCUUCGCGCCCCGGACAGAUUACGCAACCCGUGAGGUCGAUUUCUACUAUGGGGUGCGUGGCCCUGCUUUGAAUUCAGAAGGGCUUGGUCGCAAGUUGGGUACAGGACCGGCAGAUCCUACCAGUCCGGUAGCCACAGCCACGGGAUGGCUCAAGCGUCUCUUUGGCGGCAAGACUAAGGAAAAGGGCAAGGGAUUCGAAGUAGUCAGAAGUGCUAGGAUGCCCCCGGCGAUGAAGGCAAGAGGUGGAGAGUUCAGCGAUGAUCCUCCCGAAGGAAUCCCAGUGGCAAUGGGCGUACUACGAAAUGGACCGAUAGAAAGCGAUGAUGAAGACGACACGCCAAGAUCGAAGAGGACCAAACAAGUCAUUGAAGAUGGCGCUCAGGGAGAGUUGCUGAACGAGGAUAGUGAGGCUCAGUCAGAGGAGGAGGCGGGAGUGGAGUUUACAAGAGUUGCCAAUGAACCACCACUUCUUCCGGAUCUCGAUGCUGGCGAAAGUUUUAAAUUUCCUAGCAGGUUACCCUCCAAGGCGAGCAGGCAUCCGUCCCAGAGGACGGUGAGGACGUUGGCAGAGGCAUCUGAAGCAAUACCUGAGGUUCCUAGAAAGAGUUCAAAACGAAACUCUAGCGUAGAACCUUUGGGUCACCGACGACUCGAGUCGAUACCAUCUAGAGAGGUGGCGACACCGCAAACGAAUCCGGGCAGCGUACGAACGCUAGGGGCCGCUUCAGCGAGGUUACCAUUUGACCGAACCAACUCACAGAAAAGACUCUCAGUAUCCUCGGCGGGGGAAACAGAAGAUUCGGGCCAAACGCAUUUAGCGGAGGGUGAAGAGAGACCUACGAGUUAUGGCCACGUGCAUCAGCAUAAUAUCAGCAGAGUCGACCCUGAGCAAAGGAUGGACUUACUUGGCAGCACCGCUGAGGUAGUAAACGCAUCUAGGAAACCGAGUCCCAUCUCGUCAACGUCUCGGCAAUAAUAAAAUGCUCCUGAACGUAUGUCGGGGAGACGGAACGUUUCUGCUUAGUCACCUAUAUUUACGUGUUACGAAUUUUCUUUAAUCGGUGGAUGGAUACGAUGGGUGUAUAGAGUCAAGCCCCUUUCAGCAUAGGGUAUAAUUGGGAAACACAGCGAUGCGAUUUGAUAAAAGAUUUUGCGAUUGGGACUUUAGCAAGGCGUAAUAGGAUCUGAUCACUCACAAUAUGGGGUAGUGUCGUUUCGGCAAUCUUUGUUUAUGGUCGUGCAAGAGACAUUCGUGGUGAGAGCGAUGGCGUACAAAAAAGUGGUGUGGUACUUCGUACAGUAUAGGAAAAACGGUACUUGUCAGAGAAAGGGCGUGGGCGUGGGCGUAGGCGUAUAAUUGGCAUGUGGAGGGGCAGACGCCGAGAAAUGGAAGAGUGUAAGGUGAUAGUUAUAUACUACAUGCCUAGUACCUAGUACAUAUCCAUUAUGUUACCUACCUAUUAUAUGUAGGUACAGCCGAAUUAGAAAAAGAAAUAGUAACCUGCCUU
Hypoxylon fragiforme is the source of this 4836-nucleotide messenger RNA. RefSeq lists its product as uncharacterized. The transcript has 2 exons. The record is from RefSeq and is a predicted model, not a curated record. Gene Ontology annotation, biological process: transmembrane transport. Lineage: Eukaryota; Fungi; Ascomycota; Sordariomycetes; Xylariales; Hypoxylaceae. Bases 741 to 4304 code for a protein of 1187 amino acids.